Sparassis crispa is the source of this 1623-nucleotide messenger RNA. RefSeq lists its product as hypothetical. The record is from RefSeq and is a predicted model, not a curated record. Bases 1 to 1623 code for a protein of 540 amino acids. Lineage: Eukaryota; Fungi; Basidiomycota; Agaricomycetes; Polyporales; Sparassidaceae. The transcript has 11 exons.
AUGAACGGUUCCGUCGUACCUGCAGCGCACACCGGCGUAUACAGGGUUCAAUAUGUCCUGACCAAUUUAUUCUCCAAUGUCCAAUUGCCCGAUAUCCAAUCCGUGCGAGAGGAUGCUGAGCUUGCACCGUCUUUAAGGGAGAGUCAAAGUAGUGACAGAUCCACGCCAGUAAUGACAGAUGGGAGUACGGGGAAGGUCAUCCUCGACCCCGUCUCUGACGGACUGUUAUACAAUCAUUUCCUCCCGAACCUCUUCAAAUGGAGCUUUUUCGUUCAUACUGACGACGUUCCCGACGACCUACUGAAAGAAUGCGUAUGGGCCUUGGAGAUGUUCAUCCUAGAGCUUAUCGAGAGUUCCGAUGCUCAGCUCCGCGCCAUGGGGCACAUUACGCGACGAACUGCUGACAGUAAAAUGGCGUACGCCAAGAACGCGAUGAUCAUGCAUGCCAAAUUCAAAGCUGCGAUACAUAUGCUAAAACCAACCAUAAACCGUGCAGCUGAUGCAGUAACGCACUUGAAACACGUCGUCGAAGUUGUUAAGAGUACCUCCGGCAGCGACUUAUACAGCGGAAAUCGAGACCUAUUUGUGACCUACGCCGAAGCUCUUCUUUGUAACGGUGAGGAAAAUGAGGCACAGACGGUCCUGGAACGUGUCCUAAAGGUCGAGGAUCCGUCGCCUGAAGGAUUACUGUACCUCGUUAAAGCAAAGGCGCUCGUGUCCCGUGUGUACCGUUCUCAUGGUCUUGAGCAGAAGGCUCUGAAGCAUGAAGAGUGGCUUGUCAAGUGGUUCCGCAAAAAUCCCCACUUCCUACCGGAAAACCUGAUGCAAGAGCUGCUGAUGCCUGCAGGGGAGCCAAGUACGGUGCUUGAGGCACUCGGUGGGCCCGAGUGGCUCGACAAUCGUCAGCACACCGAUAAGACUGUCCAUCGGCUGUCGAAGCAGUGCAGACAAUGUGGUGCAAGAGAGCCCAUCGUGAAGCUCUCGCUGUGCAGUGGCUGCAAAACCAUCUACUACUGCUCCUCUGCGUGUCAGAAGCAGAACUGGCCGUAUCACAAAGCCGGAUGCAAAGACAAGGCAGAGCUACAUGACAGGCUUGCAAAGCUUGCCGUCUCGCAACCCAGUGCUGCUCAAAAGGAGAAGGACUUCCACGCCUGGCUGGAGAUCUGUAACCAAACCGCCUUUCACCACGCCUUGGGGCUCCGGAGAGAUCCCAGUCGCGGGCGCACGCACAUCAUCUUCCAAGAAGUUGUGUAUACCCCAAAGGCCUCCGCGCAGGUGCGGCUUAAGUUCCGCAUCCUACGCUGCGGGGUGUUCCUGAUCGCCGACGUCCUCGGUGAGAUCGAGCGCUUAAUGAACCUCAAUGCAGGAGAGGGAAUGGAGUACGUCAAGAGCAUAUUCGACGAGAUGGACUCGACUGGGAUGCGGGGAAGAGGAGUUAUGUUCCUCGUGCUGUCUUACGGUCGCGGAGUCCGACCAUGGCUCGGUGGAGACGCGGCGCCGUCCCCAUUUCUGCAAUCGCAGCCAUACGAUCCUGAUUGGCGUACAGCACUGAAUCCGACUAUGCCCCCCGUGAAGAUCGAGCUUGCCGGAGGCAAGAUUCAAGACGCAGAGAAUGACGUUUGA